Molecule: messenger RNA, 486 nt
Organism: Gongylonema pulchrum
Lineage: Eukaryota; Metazoa; Nematoda; Chromadorea; Rhabditida; Gongylonematidae
Source: the annotation of a GenBank genome assembly
AUGUCUCCCGCUAUCUCGCGGCUCUCGCCAAGCAAUACUGUGCUACUGUUAUGUGAUCUGCAAGAAAAGUUCAGGCCAACCAUUAAAUACUUUGAUGCAAUUGUUAAGGUCAGUAAACGUCUCAUUGACGCUGCAAAUCUGUUUGAAAUGAAAAUAAUCGCAACUGAACAAUCUCCGAAAGAUCUUGGGCAUUCCGUAAGUGAACUGGAGCUUGCCAAGCAUAACGUACAGGUGUUUGAAAAAACGAACUUCAGUAUGUGUAUUCCGCCAGUGAUUGAAGCUCUUGGUUCGGCGAAGUCGGUGAUUUUAUGUGGCAUCGAGACACACGUUUGUAUCCUGCACACUGCUUUCGAUCUGCUCGAAAAAGGAAUCAAUGUCCACAUGGAGCGCGCUGGUGCAGUACUGACAACGAGUGAAUGUGCUAUUCUUAGUUUGCUUGGAAGUUCAGAUCAUCCAAAGUAUCCUGAAGUACAAAAAAUGAAGUAA